CUAGUCAUUUUUUUCAGCGGAGGCCACUCUCUUCACGCUGCGUUAAUGCGAGCGGCUCAAUACCCUCCAUCCAUCUGUGCAUCCAUCCAGACCACAGCCUGGAUCAUCCAGCAGCGCCUUUUGUUUACGCACACACAGCUCUACUUUAUAUCAUGUAACCCGGGUUAUUUUCCCCAUUCUAAGCCUGCGUUCCCGUGUUACUUUCUCUCCAAUGGAUGACUAGUCCGACCGGGGAUCCACCGCCCUGCAAGCUACCGGGGGACACGGAGCUCCACACCUUCCGGGGAGACGCGCAGGUCGGGGGUGAAAGCGGUGGAAAUGGUCAGUGUUUCGAGCUCGAGAGGCUUCCUUGGCCGUGAUGCGAACGCGGAUGAGGCGCGUCAACCUGUCGGGGAUGAUGGUAAAACCAUGCACCUGGGCAGUGAUCCGUAACCUCCCUUGCCCCUCACCUCCCUCCUGAUCACCUCUCCUCCUCCAUCUGUCCUCCUUCCCCUUCCUUCUCUCUCCUCCCUGUUCGUGAUGACGACCACACUGGAGACAAUGCUGGCCCAGCCCGACCUGGAGCUGGGCCCUGAGCGGCUGGACGGCUGCGAGGCCUCUCGUGGCAAUUACAAAGUAGUUCCCUCUGUUGUCUGCUCGAUGUGCUGUCUCUUCGGCAUCAUUUAUUGUUUCUUUGGCUAUCGCUGCUUCAAGGCGGUGAUGUUCCUGACGGGCUUGAUGUUCGGCUCUGUCGUUAUCUUUAUGCUCUGCUACAAGGAGCGCGUGCUGGACACCCAGCUGAGCGUGGAGGCCUCGGUGGGCAUUGGCCUGGGCAUCGGGACGCUCUGCGGCCUGGUCACCAUGCUGGUUCGUAGCGUGGGCCUUUUUAUGGUGGGCCUGCUGCUCGGCCUGCUGGUGGCCGUGGCUACCCUGGUCGGCAUGGAGGAGCUUUCCGACAGCCCACCGCGCUCCGUCUGGGUGCCCCUGGGCGUGCUGCUUGGCCUGGGCAUGCUGUUUGCCGUGCUCACCUUGCAGUGGCAGCGUCUGUUUACAACACUGUCCACAGCGGUGUUCGGGGCAGCCGUCAUCACGGUGGCUUUGGACUACUUCGUAGAGCUCUUCGCCCUCGUGUUGUACAUGUACGAACGGAUUAAAGCAGAGUCUGGAAAGCCUGUGUGCUGGAUGACGUGGGUGGUGCUCGGGGUGUGGCCUGCUCUCACUCUGCUGGGUGUCAUGGUCCAGUGGAAAGUGACCGCUGAAGGAUACUCCCAUACCAAGGUAAUCAUUAGCCGGCAGCAGCGGAGGAUGCAGGUGAUGCGCAUUCGUCAGCGAGAUGACCGCUACCGCAACAAGAAAAAGAAGAAGCAACAACAUGGCUCCUCCUCACACCAUCACCAGUCCAAGCAGCUGCACCCGGAGGCAGCCUACCGCCGCAAACCCAACCCUAUCCGUCGCUAUGAUACGGACGUCCUCUCGCCUAGCUACAUUCAGAGCUUCAGAGACCGGCAGGUGCAGGCGCAGCCGUUCCCAGGCCGGUUAGUUGGAAGCUCCCAUGCUGUUGUGGAGAUGGGCUAUGACUGUGGCUCCACAACGCCCCUCACUGGAGCAGCAGGACCUUCGCUACGGGUCUAACCACUCCAACACCUCCCAGAUGCCUGAACAUACCAC
Archocentrus centrarchus (flier cichlid) is the source of this 1647-nucleotide messenger RNA. RefSeq names its product transmembrane protein 198ab (gene tmem198ab). NCBI's taxonomy places the organism in Eukaryota, Metazoa, Chordata, Actinopteri, Cichliformes, Cichlidae. The transcript is spliced from 5 exons. Bases 520 to 1611 code for a protein of 363 amino acids. The record is from RefSeq and is a predicted model, not a curated record. Gene Ontology annotation, cellular component: cytoplasmic vesicle; plasma membrane. Gene Ontology annotation, biological process: positive regulation of canonical Wnt signaling pathway.